AUGACGACCCUCCCAACGAGAAGUGUCCUCCUCCGGACACCUCUUCAAUCAUGUCCACACAAAUACUCCCCCUAUCGCCACAUCACGCUCGACUUGCACCACCACCUCCACCUCCAUAAUCUACCAUCGAGAUCUCAAUUCUCAACCUCGGCGACUGCCCACGCCGCCGCCAGCUCCGCCGCCAGCAAAGACCGACCACGCGCGCGCUCUCCCACCCAACAUACCAAAUCCUCAACUCUCAUCGCACCCACACCCACACUCGAAACCCUCAGUCAAUCCCACCUCAAUGCCCCAAUCAGCACCUUCCCUCCACCGCUCGACACGCCCGACGCUCUGCCUGCAUCCGCAUCCACCCCGGACAAAUUGAAGCGACUCGUCGCCACCGGCCUCAAAAACGUAUACUACAACUAUCGGGCCUCAAUCCCGAUUCGACGUGAACUCGGUCUCCCCACGUACUUGCCCGUCUUGCCACCGCGCACUCGCGGCGUCGUUGGAUCCAAGGCUCAGACUCAGGCUCCCUCUCGCGAGUCCAAUGACACCAUCCAUCCCGAACUCAAGCUAGGCCGCGGGCGGUUCCAGCUCGUCCGACGCUCUGCCCGAGAUGUCCAGCGGAUGAUCCCCUUCACCCUGAUCCUGCUGAUCUGCGGGGAAUUCACACCGCUGAUCAUUCCGAUCUUCGGGAGCGCCAUCACCCCCGCGACGUGUCGGGUACCGGGACAAGUGGGCAAAGACCGCGAGGCUGGGUCCAAGCGGAGGAAUCUUGCGCAGCAGGCCUAUGCGGCGACCGUGGGCCGCACGGUCUGCCUGGCCGGAAGUGAGGCGGAGCGUGCGGUGCUGGUGGAAGUAUCGCGGAGAUCGUUUGCGCAGGAGGCGAGUGCGCAGCAGGUUCAGCAGGCGUGUGCGAUGUUUGGACUGGUGAAGAAGCAUGACCGGGCGCUGGGGGCGGUGCUGGCGGGAUUGGUGUAUCGGCCGAGACUGGUGCGGUAUCUGGAUUAUCUGGAACUGGAUGAUCGGAUGAUUCGGGAGGGAGGAGUGGAUGCGUUGAGUGCGGGUGAGGUUCGGAUUGCGGUGGAGGAACGUGGUGGUGGCGAUGUGGCGGCCAUGCUGACGGGGCUCAAGGCUGAGGCUAAAGAGCGUGAAUGGUUGAAGAGUUGGUUGAUGGAGAGACGAGCUUUGGCUGAGGUCUCAAGGUCCUGA
Molecule: messenger RNA, 1197 nt
Organism: Penicillium oxalicum
Lineage: Eukaryota; Fungi; Ascomycota; Eurotiomycetes; Eurotiales; Aspergillaceae
Exons: 2
Coding region: 1-1197 (398 amino acids)
Molecular function (GO): ribosome binding
Source: RefSeq, a predicted model, not a curated record